AUGACGGACACACCAACAGCACAAACAAUAACAAUACCAUUAUUCACACCAAAAGUCUGCAUCAGGAGAAGAUCUACAUAUGUAACAGAACAGCCGAAAAGGAGAAGAGCUUUCUCUUUGCAGAGGAAAUCUUGCGUCCAUCCAUGGGCAAAUCGGGAAGAUCCAAGUGAUGCUUAUGAAUUACCAGCAUCGCAGAGAGAAAUUUGGUGGAGAAAGGAAGUGAAAGUCACUCCUAUUCCUGGGGCCUACGAUGAAAUAGAUUUCAUACAGGAGUUGGUCAAAAAGCCCAACACGUACAACUUUAAGGCACUAAGCAGAAACCAGUGUAAAGGUCAUGCUGGGACCGGAACAUACCUAAUGCCCGGGAGUUAUGAAUAUCAAGAUUUUCUUCAGAUUUUGUCUAAGAAACCGGCUACAUACAGCUUUAAGACCAGUGAACGAUUUGCCCAGGAUGUCCUCAAUUUUGGACUUAAGGACAAGUACAUUGAUGUGCCACCUAAUGCGUACAGUACUCAGAACUAUUUGGCUAUUGAUGGUGAAAAAUGCCCCGUCAAAAAUUCCAUGUUUCGAUCCCAGAGCAGGAGGUUCUCGUAUCUGCUAGGAAACAAGAACGUCCCUUCUCCUGCUACAUACACAGUGAAAGACCCGUAUGCCGUCGCUCCAGCAAUCACCUCUUUCUAUACCAAAAAAAAUUUAAUGCAUUUCCCCACGGGGGAAGAACUGUAUA
Candidula unifasciata is the source of this 727-nucleotide messenger RNA. NCBI's taxonomy places the organism in Eukaryota, Metazoa, Mollusca, Gastropoda, Stylommatophora, Geomitridae. The record is from the annotation of a GenBank genome assembly.